This is a messenger RNA of Vombatus ursinus (common wombat), 1318 nucleotides long. RefSeq names its product aminoadipate-semialdehyde dehydrogenase-phosphopantetheinyl transferase (gene AASDHPPT). Gene Ontology annotation, cellular component: cytosol. Lineage: Eukaryota; Metazoa; Chordata; Mammalia; Diprotodontia; Vombatidae. Gene Ontology annotation, molecular function: holo-[acyl-carrier-protein] synthase activity; magnesium ion binding. Bases 25 to 921 code for a protein of 298 amino acids. The record is from RefSeq and is a predicted model, not a curated record. The transcript has 6 exons.
CAGACUUCGUGGUUGCUUCCCACCAUGGAGGGCGUGCGCUGGGCUUUUCCGUGCGCCGCCUGGCGCCCCAGCCGGGCCGAGUGGCUCCUGGCGGCGCGUGCCGUGCAGCCCGAGGAGAAGGAUCGCAUUGGCCAGUUCGUUUUUGCCCGGGACGCCAAGGCAGCCAUGGUAGGUCGACUUAUGAUGAGGAAAUUAAUUGCAGAAAAAUUGAACAUCCCUUGGAAUAAUAUACUCUUGCAGAGAACUUCGAAAGGGAAACCAGUCCUUGUGAAUGACUCAUUCAGUACACAUCCAAAUUUCAACUUUAAUAUCUCACAUCAAGGAGACUAUGCAGUUCUUGCUGCUGAGCCUAAACUACAGGUUGGAAUUGAUAUCAUGAAGACAACUUUGCCAGGCCGAAGCUCAAUUCCAGAAUUCUUUCGCAUUAUGAGUAGACAGUUUACAGAGAGAGAAUGGAAGACAAUCAAAGUCUUUGAAGAUGGAUGGAACCAGUUGGAUACAUUUUAUAGGCACUGGGCACUAAAAGAAAGCUUCUUAAAAGCCAUUGGGGUUGGAAUAGGAUUUAAACUACAGCGAAUCGAGUUUAAUAUAUCCCCACUGCAUCUGGAAGUAGGCAAAGUAUAUAGAGAAACAAAUAUGCUACUUGAUGGAGAAGAGGAAGAAGAAUGGGCAUUUGAGGAAAGCAGAUUGGAUGAGUACCAUCAUAUUGCAGUUGCUCUUAAGAAACCAGAUGGAUUAAGACUACACAAUCCUCAAGUUCUUUCUCAAGACCAUCCUGAGCCAACUAUGUCACAGUUCACUUUUUUGACAUUUGAAGAUUUGGUAGCAUCUGCUGUUCCUUUGACCCCGGAAGAUCCUUCUUACUGGGACAACUUUUGCUCCAGACAAGAGGAGCCACUUCGAAAUAGUACAAGUUUGUGAUAAUGCUCAAGAAAAAAAAGUGAAAAAUGAAGAUUUUAAAUAAUCCCAGGGUUACCAGAAAAUAGGUAAUUAAAGGACUCAAAUGGUAUUUCAACAAAGUUGGACCAAAUUCUGGGAGGUAAAAAGGAGCCAUGAAUGUAACAUGUGACCCAGAAACAGACUUCUGGUAUUACUAAUACCAAGAUGGGACAGUAGUAUAAGUUCAUCGUUUGUAUUGCUGCAACUAAAUAACUUUGUGUAAAUUGUUUAAAAUAAGGUACUUUGGUCAAUAAGCAAGCAAGUAUUCAUUAAACACCUAUUAUGUGCCAGACAAAUAGAGUGCUCUCUGCUAAGGAUGCAAAGAAGAAAAUGCACCAGUUCUGUUUUAUACUGGAACAAAUAAAAAAUUUUAGUAUUU